UGCUAGCAUCUGUCAUAAAUAGUGACAAUAUUUGGAUUUUAUUCGCUCUCUGUCGAAAAGCAAUCCUUUCAUUAUUGCUGCACGAGCUUGGAGCAGUAAGAAAGGUGUGCUCUUUCGAAAAAAGAGCUGUGAAAUUUUUUUUGGACGAGCUUAACCCCUGAUUUCACGGUGUCUGUCAAAUUUUCUCCGACGCCAGCAUCAACCGCGGCGGCGUCGGGACAUCGUUUGAGUAACACUGACGUAACAACAACAAUGGAGGAAAACGACAUCGAGGAUGUCUCCUUUUUACCUGGAGACACCCGUGCUCACAAGAAAUCUGUGUAUGAGCCGUCGGGCUCUCAACGGUGUCGACAGAUCAUCUGCAGUCGCAACAAGGCCAUGGCAGCAACUAUCGCUACUGGGCUCGUCAUUCUUGCUGUUGCACUAUUCGCUGCUUUCGCGCGACCCGUUCUCCACCCAUCAUGCCCUGUGGCUAGCUAUUUUAUCAAUCAGUCAACCACUGAAACUCCCGUUCCCAUAACCACAACGCCAGAACUCGCCACCAAUGGGAAGCCGUUUCCGUGGAAGAAAAUUCGGCUUCCACGAGACGUCAUUCCCGAAUGGUACCACAUCCAUAUGCAUCCGAAUCUCACAGAGUCCUGGUUUCGAGGAAAUGUCGAAAUGCACCUCAGAGUGCUGAAAGCAACAAAUUUCAUUGUGUUUCACGUCAAGGAGAUGAACAUCACCAGCUACAGCUUGAAAUUUGAUAAGACGGAUGGAGAAGAGAUUAGUGUUGUGGAAGCUCUGGAGUAUAAGAAAUUUGAACAAUAUUAUCUGGGUCUGGAUCGCACCUUGACGAAGAACGAACAGAUUUUGCUGAGAGUAGAAUUCAGGGCUAAGCUUGUGAGCAAACUGGCAGGGCUUUACAAGAGCAUGUACCAUACUAAAGACAACCAGACCAGAGUUAUAGCCACAACUCAUUUUGAAGCAACAGAUGCUCGUGCUGCAUUUCCCUGUUUUGAUGAGCCAGACAUGAAAGCGAACUUCAGUCUAUCAAUGGUCAGAGACAUGCAUCACAUCUCUCUGUUCAACAUGCCUCUCCUGAACAGCACCCCCUACAAAGGGAGUGCACUCCUGAUGGAGGACAAGUUUGAAACCAGUGUCAAGAUGAGCACAUACCUGGUGGCUUUUGUGGUCUGUGACUUUGCCAACCUGACAGAUUAUACUAAGUCUGGUGUCAUGGUGCGGGUUUUUGCUCCUACCGAUGUGAUUCAGCAGGCCAGGUUUGCUCUGGAUACUGCAAUCCAGAUCCUGGAUCAUUAUGACACAUUCUUUGGGAUCAAGUAUCCACUACCUAAGCAAGACCUGAUAGCAAUCCCAGACUUCGCUGCUGGAGCCAUGGAGAACUGGGGACUGAUUACCUACAGGACAACGUCCAUCUUGUACGACCCAGGGGAAUCCUCCACCGCCUCACAGCAGUGGGUCGCCAUCGUCGUGGCCCAUGAACUCGCCCAUCAGUGGUUUGGAAACCUGGUGACCAUGAAGUGGUGGGAUGACCUGUGGCUUAAUGAAGGGUUUGCCAGCUUUGUGGAGUACCUGGGAGUGGAGAGUGUGAAACCAGAGUGGAAACUGUUUGACCAGUUUGUGGCCCAGAACCUGUUGGGGGCCCUGAACCUGGAUAGCCUGAGUAACUCUCAUGCAAUACAAAUCCCGGUGCACAAUCCCAACCAGAUCAAUGAGAUAUUUGACUCCAUUUCAUAUGACAAGGGAUCUUCUAUACUGAGAAUGUUGCAGAACUUUGUUGGGAUGAAGAAGUUCAAGGCUGGUUUACACAACUACCUGAAGGACUUCAGUUACAGUAACACACAAACUUCAGACUUGUGGGAUGCUCUGUCUCAGGUGGCUGAUAUAUCUGAGCUUGAUGGGGAUGUGAAGACAGUGAUGGACACAUGGACUCGGCAGAUGGGGUACCCUGUGGUGACCCUCACUAGGACAGGGAACAAGAUCGAGGCAACACAGGAGAGGUUCCUUCUCUACGCAGGGGAGACAGUCAAUCCUGUCACCUCACCGUUUAAUUACAAGUGGUAUAUUCCGUUGAACUAUAUCUCCUCUGAAGAGAUCACCCCUGCUUCCUCUUUGUGGAUGAAACUUAACUCAGCAUCUUUCACUGUUCCGCCCGAGACAACAUGGAUCAAGGCAAACUCUGGGAUGUACGGAUUUUACCGUGUGAAUUAUGAUGAGAGCAUGUGGGAUGAGUUGAUCACAGUCCUCAAGUCUGAUAACCACCAGGUGUUCUCAGCUGGAGACAGAGCCGGGCUCAUUGAUGAUGCCUUUGCUUUAUCCAGGGCUGGCCGCAUGAAGAUAACAACGGCCCUGGACCUCAGCACCUAUCUUGUCCAUGAGCAGGAUUACGUCCCUUGGGUGGCCGCCAUUGACAAUUUGGAUUACAUCGGUCACAGAUUGCUGGACAGACCAGCGUAUGCAGACUUCAAGGAGUACUUUUUGAACCUGCUGAGUCCAAUUAUAGGUAAACUGGGUUGGGAAGACAAAGGAUCUCACCUGGACAAGUUCCUGAGACAAAUGGUGUUAAGAGAGGCGGUGUACUUGGGACAGGGGAGUGCUGUACCAGAAGGGAAGAGACACUUUGACCAAUGGAUGAACGAAGGGAAAAGUCUGGACCCUAACCUGAAGAGUGUGAUAUACCAGGCUGGAGUUCAGUAUGGGGGAGAGAAGGAGUGGGAAUUUUGCUGGAAGAGAUAUCAAACAACGAAAGUUGCAUCGGAGAAGAAGCUGAUGUUGUCAGCAUUGGCUGCCACUCGAGACACACAACUUUUGACACGAUAUCUCCACUAUAGUCUGGACUCAAAUAAGAUCCGCUCUCAGGAUUGUGCCAGUGUGAUAGGGAGUGUGGCCGUUAACCCUUCUGGAAGGCUGUUGGCAUGGCGAUUUGUCCGGCAAAACUGGGCCACCAUUCUGGAGAGGAUGGGCAGUGGACUGUUUACAGGGAGCCGCAUCAUUCGUAGCAUUGCCUCCUCCUUCUCCACACAGUUUGAUUUUGAUGAGGUGGAAUCUUUCUUCAAGGAUCGAAAUGUAGGGUCUGGUGAAAGGGCCGUGAAGCAGGCACUGGAGAGCAUUAAGAUGAACAUGCAGUGGCUGGAAUCUCACGAGAAAAGUGUCUCCGAGUGGCUUCAUCAACAUAAGAACAUACCUCAAAAUGCUUAGUGGGUAAAUUUAUCAACACAACAACAUACCAUAAAAUAAAUCGUGGCCGAAUUAAUCAGAACAAAAUUGUAUAACAAAAUCUUUAAGUGUCUAACUUCAUCAGUACAAAAACAUAAACAGAAACAGAAAAAUACCACAAAAUGCUUAAUGCCUUGUUUCGUCAGAACUAGAACAUAAAUGCUUAGCUGCAAUCCACGCCAGUACAGGAACAUAAAAGACAAUUUACACAUAAAAUAUACCAGACAGUCAUGAAAGACGAACCUGAAGAUAUCUCCACAUUUGCCUGAUCUGACGCUAAAAAAAGAUGAUGUAGUUUGUAGCCAGAUUGUGGUCGAAUGUGAGUGUUCUGUGUCAUGGGUGAUGUAAGGAGGACAAUUGAUGACACUGUGUUUGCUGAAGAGUCGUCCAAGAGAAAAAAAGCAGAAGCAAACGUUGGGUUUUGAUCCCGUGAGAUUCUGUCAAUUUUCUCAAUAAAACAUAUACACACUAGGUGCAUCAGGAUAACAGCCCCUAAAUAUGGCCCUGUUUCUCAACCUAAGAAAUCGUAGGUUAUAAAAUUGAUUGUAACAUGGCAACAUAUGCAUUUAGCUGCAACAUGGUAACAUACACUGCAUGGGUUUAGCUUUUGUUGCCACGAUGUGAUCCUCCGCUUGUGUUCAUAUUGUCUUCCCAGGGUAUUGUUCUCAGACCUGAACCAAAGCAUUACACGCUGAAAACUGACGUUCUGUUAUAUAUACAUUUAACCUUAAUACUGUAUAAUCUAACAUGUUGACCGUAGUAGAGGAGGGAAAGCAUUUAUAUUUAUAAAUUAACGCUAUUUAAAGUGGGUGGAAUUCAAACCUUUACACAUUCAUAUAGUUCAGUGAUAAUCAGAUCAAAUCAUAUAGGUGUAUUCCUCAUUAUCAGUGUUAAAACUUUGGUAACGAUUCUACAUCCUCUUGACAGUCGUUACACAGCAUAAUAUUUUAACAUGUUUGCACACUCACAUUUAACACCGAUUUAA
Messenger RNA from Liolophura sinensis, 4204 nucleotides. Its product is annotated as endoplasmic reticulum aminopeptidase 2-like. The transcript is spliced from 19 exons. The record is from RefSeq and is a predicted model, not a curated record. Gene Ontology annotation, molecular function: zinc ion binding; metalloaminopeptidase activity; peptide binding. The coding region runs from base 253 to 3201 and encodes 982 amino acids. Gene Ontology annotation, cellular component: membrane; cytoplasm. Gene Ontology annotation, biological process: proteolysis; peptide catabolic process. Lineage: Eukaryota; Metazoa; Mollusca; Polyplacophora; Chitonida; Chitonidae.